Tigriopus californicus is the source of this 1507-nucleotide messenger RNA. RefSeq lists its product as uncharacterized. The record is from RefSeq and is a predicted model, not a curated record. The transcript has 2 exons. The coding region runs from base 83 to 1393 and encodes 436 amino acids. NCBI's taxonomy places the organism in Eukaryota, Metazoa, Arthropoda, Copepoda, Harpacticoida, Harpacticidae.
AUGAAAGUUUGAGAAAGUGGGAUCAGUGAUGUAGUCUGCUUCCUUUAGCGUGCUCCUUCACAAGUGCGUUCUAGUCCUUUUGAUGGUUGUGUUUGGGAAACUGAGGACAUUGACAAUGAUCAUUUUUCCCAUUGUGAUUGCUUUGGUGCCCUUGGUGCAUUUUGCGUCGCCAGUCAAUGGCUUUACUCCAAGUCCACUUCGACCGGUUAUCUUAAGGAAACAGGACUUUACCCGAGAGAAACCCAAACGCAAAGUACCAGCCCCAUUCACGAUCUCGACUUCUUUACAUGUGUCGAACAAUGAAGCCGCUCAAACAAGAGAGGCCAAAAAUUUGGCCAGUUUUAAGGGCCUACCCAAGGCCAUUCAUGUUGAGGGAAUCCGGGUCCCUGAUGAUCCGUCGGAUCGCACUACUUGGCGGAAUGGACGAGUAAUUGGAAACAUUUUUGAGCCGUAUCCGAUAAAAGCUAAGCAACAAACCCGUCAAGGCCGCUUGAGUCUAGACGAGACACAAACGCCAAGACAGCCCAAAAAUGCGCAACUGCAAGGAAGCCCUCAAGGCCAAAGCAAAGACUACAGCUAUAAUUCAGGAUCCACAGUGGAGGGUAGACCGAUAUAUUAUGUAGUUGAGGAACCUGAUACUCUUCAUGCAGAUAGAAGUCCCUAUGCUUAUGAACCAGCUGGUUUAGCCUUGGGACCGCAAACCGACCAAACCCAGAGAAAUCAGCUUCUUGAUCCUCAGACUGCUUCUCACUAUCAAAUCAAAGAACACACCUAUUCCAUGUGUCCUGGGUGUCCCACCUUCAGUAUUCCCAUACCAGUUCCCAAAGAAAAUGACGACUCAACUGACUCCUAUCAAAGUUCAUCCCAAUCAGUUCAGUUUCAAAGUAACCCGAGUCAAACCUCCAAUGGAGGCAAUGGAGAGCCACAAGGGCCCAGUUCUGGCUCCAAUGGGUUUUUGAGCAACUUGGAAAACAGAGUUGAGGACACCAAGAAAGCUUUCAAUGAUUUUGUUGAAAAUUUGAUGGGCAAUUUUCUCUCUCAACCCUCCGCCACUGGAACGGACAAGCAGGAUAGUGUGUCCAAUUCCAGACAACCCUCCGGUUUCAUGGCGGGUGGCAUUGCUGCUGCCUUGAUUGGAGGGAUGGCCUUGCUCUCCUCGGCCGUCACUUUGUCUAAGCAUUCAUCUUCUGUGGCAGCGUUGAGUAGUUCCAAUAGUAGAAGUGAUUCGAGACCGGGCCUUUUAGAAAAGCAAUCCAUGUGCUUCUUCAAGAUGACUUGCACAGAUUUGCACAAAGACGCGGAAAGCUCAGAUUUAGGUUUCCUCUUGACAUCGAUCACUUCAGAGUUCUGCGACAAAAUUUUGAAUUCCAUUGAGGAUCCGUGUGCCACAUAAACAUAAGCUGCAACAGUAUUGAAUAUCUAUAACCACAUUUUGACCCUGGCUUUCCGAAGAAUAUCCCUAAUUUUGAUGCAAAUUCUCUGUGCUUAAUAAAGAUAUUAGAUGAUG